AUGGCAAGUCGUGCUUCGCUCGAUCGUACUCGAGUCCAUCAGACUUCAUCCGCAGACCAAGUGACUGCCUCCGACCCUGAGAAGCACGAACCCCCGACCUCGAAUAACAAGGAAGCUCAAGGGCAAGUCAACGGGGCCAUGGAGGACGGAGCAACAGGCCUCAACAAGGUCGAGGCCGCAGCUUCCGUCUGGACCAAGAAGACAUUGCUGGUGAUCUACGCCUGGAUCUGGGUCUGUUUCUUCAUGCUCGCCUUCCACUCCUCGAUCGGCCUCAACGUCUUGGUGUACGCAUACGCGAACUUCAACACCGCCCCGGAGAUCUCGACGGCCGCGAUCCUCGCGACCGUCGUCGGCGGCGUGAUGAAGCUACCGGUCGCCAAGAUUCUGAACGUCUGGGGCCGCGCGGAAGCCCUCCUCAUCUUCACAUGCCUCUUCGUGCUGGGGAUCAUCGUCCUGGCCGCCUGCACGGGGCCCAGCGGGUUCGCCGCCGGCUACGUGCUGUACUGGGUGAGCUACAACGCCCUGUACCUGAUCCUGGAUGUAUUCAUGGCCGACACCUCGGGGCUGCGCAACCGGGCGUUCGCGUUCGGGUUCGCCAACACGCCCUUCAUCUGCACGGCGUUCACCGGCCCGCUCGCCGCGCAGUCGUUCCUGUCGAUGACCUCGUGGCGCUGGGCCUACGGCGCCUUCGCCAUCAUCUUCCCCUGCGUGUUCCUGCCCCUGGCGGUGGUCUUCAAGUUCCACGAGCGCAAGGCCAAACAACUGGGCAUCUACACCCCCCGCCAGAGCAACCGCACCUGGCCCCAGUCCGUGCUGCAUUACAUCCACGAGUUCGACGUCCCCGGCGCCCUCAUCCUAAUCGCCGCAUUCAUCCUCCUCCUCCUCCCCUUCAGCCUCACCGUCUACGGCCGGGCGCAAUACAGCUCAGCGACCUUCAUCGCGAUGCUCAGCAUCGGCUUCAUGCUCCUCCUCGCCUUCGCCGUCUGGGAGCGGCUGUACGCCCGCCGCGCGUUCAUCCGGUACGAGCUCCUGCGGCAGCGCACCGUGCUGGGCGCGUGCCUGCUGUCCGCGUUCCUGAACCUCGGCUACGCGGCGUGGGACCUGUACUUCCUGAACUUCGCGAUGGUGGUGCACGACCUGACGCCGGCGGCGGGCGGGUACAUGAACCAGAUCUACAACAUCGGGUCGUGCUUCUGGGCCCCGCUGUUCGGGCUGUACAUCCGCCGCACCCGCCGGUUCCGGGCCGCGUGCCUGUACUUCGGCCUCCCGCUGAUGCUCCUGGGAUCCGGGCUGAUGGUCUACUUCCGCGGCGAGCACCAUCCCAUCGGGUAUGUGGUGAUGUGUCAGAUCUUCAUUGCGGCUGCGGGCGGUACGCUGGUGAUUGGCCAGGAUAUGGCGGUCAUGGCGGUCGCGGAUCACGAUGGCGUGCCGAUGAUGCUGUCGGUGCUGGGGCUGUUUGCCAGUUUGGGCGGCGCCGCCGGGAAUACCGUCGGGUCGGCGGUGUAUACCAAUGUCUUUCCGGACCGGCUGCGGCAGGCGUUGCCGGCGGCGGCCCAGGAGGAUUGGGCCGAUAUCUAUCUCGGUGGGUAUCUGGCCCAGAUGGCCUACCCCGUGGGCUCGGAGGUGCGCACGGCCAUCAACUUUGCCUGGGGCGAGAGUCAGAAGUAUAGCUGUAUUGCCACCACGGCGGUGCUGGCGCUCGGGUUCCCGUGUAUUCUGAUCUGGAAGAAUGUGAGCGUCGAUCAGAGGCAGAAUAAGGGGGUGAUGCUGUAG
Messenger RNA from Aspergillus aculeatinus CBS 121060, 1773 nucleotides. RefSeq names its product putative siderochrome-iron transporter. The record is from RefSeq and is a predicted model, not a curated record. Gene Ontology annotation, biological process: transmembrane transport. The transcript is spliced from 3 exons. NCBI's taxonomy places the organism in Eukaryota, Fungi, Ascomycota, Eurotiomycetes, Eurotiales, Aspergillaceae. Bases 1 to 1773 code for a protein of 590 amino acids. Gene Ontology annotation, molecular function: transmembrane transporter activity.